AUGCAGAGUGUCAUGGAAUCACUGGAAACCAAAUGUGAUCACGAUGUUAUAGAAUACUUCCACAAAUUGCCUAAUAAUUCAAGUGUGUACACUUUUCGGGUGUUAAAAACAGCGCCAAUUUUUUUUAUCGAUAUAAAUAUGCGCUCCAUAAGGUCUCAGCAAAUAAUGUACAAGCUCAAUCAUUUUGAUGGCUGUUCGUUUCUCAAAAAUCCGUUAAUAAGCAAGGUAAUGGCUUACCCCUUAAAAGUUAUGAUUGUGAAUAACACCAUCAGCGUCUGUCCCAUUGUGGCCAAGGUUUAUUACCUACAGAAUAUGAAUUCGCGUACAAUUGCACCCUUUCAUCCCGCUGGCCGCUACCAAAUUACCGUCCGUAUUUCAGUGCCAAGGAAACAUGUACCUAUUAUGGAGAUCAUCAUGAGAUAUAACGUAUCAUAUCUAAAAUGA
Drosophila grimshawi is the source of this 444-nucleotide messenger RNA. RefSeq lists its product as uncharacterized. Lineage: Eukaryota; Metazoa; Arthropoda; Insecta; Diptera; Drosophilidae. The coding region runs from base 1 to 444 and encodes 147 amino acids. The transcript has a single exon. The record is from RefSeq and is a predicted model, not a curated record.